AUGGCCCUGAUGCCGCUGGACGCCGACGGGGAUGACUGUCUCCACGAGUACUGCUACCUCUUUUCCCCGGACUUGCUCCGAGACAAGGUGGCCUUUAUCACUGGAGGGGGCUCCGGGAUCGGCUUCCGGAUUGCUGAGGUCUUCAUGCGGCAUGGCUGCCACACGGUCAUCGCUAGCAGAAGCCUGCCCAGAGUGUCCACGGCUGCCAAGAAACUGACUGCGGCCACAGGUCAGCGGUGCCUCCCUCUCUCCCUGGACGUCCGAAAUACCCCGACCAUCACAGCUGCAGUGGAUCAGGCGCUGAGGGAGUUUGGGAAAAUUGACAUUCUUGUGAAUGGUGCAGCCGGGAACUUCCUGUGCCCCGCCAGUGCCCUGUCCUUCAACGCCUUCAGGACUGUGCUAGACAUUGACACCGCUGGCACCUUCAACGUGUCCCGAGUGCUCUACGAGAAGUUCUUUCGGGACCACGGAGGUGUGAUCCUGAACAUCACCGCGACCCUUGGCUACCGGGGGCAGGUACUCCAGGUGCAUGCAGGUGCUGCCAAGGCUGCCGUGGACGCUAUGACGCGGCAUCUGGCUGUGGAGUGGGGCCACCAGAAUAUCCGUGUCAACAGCCUGGCCCCCGGCCCCAUCAGCGGCACUGAAGGAUUCCGGCGGCUAGGUAAUCCCCAGGCCAUGAGGGUAUUGCACUUCUCCGAAAGUCCCCUGCAGAGGGUGGGGAGCAAGACUGAGAUUGCCCACAGUGCGCUCUACCUGGCCAGCCCUGCGGCAUCCUAUGUGACAGGAGCCAUGCUGGUGGUCGACGGUGGCAUGUGGCUGACCUCCCCCAACAACGUCGAGAUGCUGCCAAAGUCCCAUUCCUUGCCGUCGAAGCUCUAG
Messenger RNA from Chrysochloris asiatica (Cape golden mole), 879 nucleotides. RefSeq names its product 2,4-dienoyl CoA reductase 2, peroxisomal (gene DECR2). Gene Ontology annotation, biological process: fatty acid catabolic process. Gene Ontology annotation, molecular function: 2,4-dienoyl-CoA reductase (NADPH) activity. Lineage: Eukaryota; Metazoa; Chordata; Mammalia; Afrosoricida; Chrysochloridae. The record is from RefSeq and is a predicted model, not a curated record. The coding region runs from base 1 to 879 and encodes 292 amino acids. The transcript has 8 exons.